AUGCUGUUGAAUGAAACUCCACGUCCCUCACCAUUUCCUGAUAAUUUCCUUUUUGGAACUUCAUCUUCGUCCUAUCAAUUUGAGGGAGCAAUAUAUACAGAUGGUAAAGGCCUCAGUAACUGGGAUGUUUUUACUCACAAGAGUGGCAAUAUCUUGGACGGGAGCAAUGGAGACAAAGCUGUGGAUCAUUACCAUCUUUAUCUAGAGGAUAUUGAUCUCAUGGAAAACCUUGGUGUGAAUAGCUACCGCUUUUCCAUAGCGUGGACCAGGAUUCUUCCCAAGGGACGAUUCGGACAUGUGAAUAAGGCGGGGAUCGAUCAUUACAGCAAGCUUAUUGAUGCACUUUUGCAGAAAGGAAUACAACCUUUUGUCACGUUGACUCAUUAUGAUAUCCCUCAAGAACUUGAAGAAAGAUACGGGGCAUGGCUAAGCCCUGAAAUACGGAAAGAUUUUGAGCAUUAUGCGGAUAUAUGCUUCAAAUUUUUUGGCAGUCGGGUAAAAUACUGGGUGACCCUGAACGAGCCUAAUGUCAUGGCAAUUCGUGGGUACCGAUCGGGACUUUACCCCCCCUCUCGAUGUUCCGGUUCAUAUGGCAACUGUACCAAAGGUAACUCUGAGGAGGAGCCUUUAGUAGCUGCACAUAACAUGAUUUUGAGCCAUGCGGGCGCUGUUAAAAUCUACCGAACUCGAUACCAGAAGAAACAAGGAGGUAGUAUUGGAAUUGUAAUGAAUGCCGCUUGGUAUGAGCCUUUCAGCAACUCUACAGAGGACAGGCUGGCGGCCGAGCGAGCUCUAUCUUUCUAUUUAAAUUGGUUCUUAGACCCUAUAAUGUUCGGAAAAUAUCCCAAAGAGAUGCAUCGUUUGCUGGGGACCCAUUUGCCUGUAUUUUCAGACAAAGAUGUCGAGAUUAUGAGAAAAAACAAGUUGGAUUUUAUUGGUAUCAACCACUACACGAGCUUCUAUAGCAAGGACUGCAUGUACUCUUACUGCGAACCAGGGGCGCCAGGUGUCACCAUAUCAGAGGGUUAUUAUCUCCGUACUGCCUUUAGAGAUGGUGAGGCUAUCGGUGAACCUACUGCGGUCGAUUGGCUUUUUGUCUACCCUCAAGGAAUGGAGAAGAUUGUGACAUACGUGAAGGAUAGAUACAACAACACACCAAUGUUCAUCACGGAAAAUGGCCUUGGCGUUGAGAACGAGCCAAAUUCAUCCAUGAGUUACUUCCUUGAUGACAUCAAAAGAGUUGAAUAUAUGAAUAGCUAUUUGGAUUCAUUGGCAUUAGCAAUCAGUAAAGGUGCAGAUGUGAGAGGCUAUUUCGCAUGGUCAUUGCUCGAUAACUUUGAAUGGAUUUUUGGAUACACCAUAAGAUUCGGGCUUUACCAUGUUGAUUUCGGCACACUCAGGAGAACCCCAAAGUUGUCUGCAGGUCGGUAUAGAGAGAUUAUUGCAGCUUCGAGAGGCUUGCAGACAUCUUAA
Striga hermonthica is the source of this 1473-nucleotide messenger RNA. The record is from the annotation of a GenBank genome assembly. Lineage: Eukaryota; Viridiplantae; Streptophyta; Magnoliopsida; Lamiales; Orobanchaceae.